Molecule: messenger RNA, 1146 nt
Organism: Capsella rubella
Lineage: Eukaryota; Viridiplantae; Streptophyta; Magnoliopsida; Brassicales; Brassicaceae
Product: putative F-box protein At4g10190
Exons: 1
Coding region: 1-1146 (381 amino acids)
Molecular function (GO): protein binding
Source: RefSeq, a predicted model, not a curated record
AUGUAUCUCCCAGAGGAGUUGGUAGUGGAGAUACUCGAUAAGGCUUCAGCAGCUUCUCUAGCACGAUUAAGAUGUGUAUCGAAAAGAUGGAAAGCUCUGAUCAAAGACGUGAGACUAGCUGAGAAGCGUUCUCAUGCUACAAUGAUCAUGUUGAUUGAUUUUAAGGUAUAUCUAACGAGCGUCAAUCUCCACCAAAUUGACAACAACAUGGUAAAGGUAAUAGAUCAAUUUAGCCUGAAGGAUCCUCGUUCCAAGUCUUCAAAAGAAGUCAAAAUACUUGACAUCUUACACUGCGACGGCUUAUUGCUAUGCACCACCAAAGACCUUAGACUUGUUGUUUGGAACCCGUAUUCACGUGAAACCAAGUGGAUUCAACCAAGAAUCUCUUACAAGAGAUUAGAUAACUUUGCUCUCGGUAAAACCUCAUGCAACAAGUACAAAAUCUUGAGGAUGGAACAAUUUGGUGAACUUGUCAGCCCAUACUUACUUGAGUCCGAAAUCUAUGACUUUACCUCUAAUUCGUGGAGGGAUUUAAGUGAGACUAGAGACUGGCACAUACCACCGUGGAUGCGCCGUAUCAUGUAUGUGAAUGGAAAUACUUAUUGGCUUGCUUGUAGUAAUAAAGACAAUGUGGUUUUCUUACAAAGUUUUGAUUUUUCAACAGAAAGAUUCAGAAGUGUGUCUCUUCCGGGUGAUCAUCAUUCUUAUACUAUUUUCAGCUUAUCAGUGACUAGAGAAGAGCAAAAACUUUGUUUGCUUACUCAGCAAAAGUUUCAAAAUAGGUCACCCUAUAUAAAUAUAUGGAUUGCAACUAAGAUUGAGAGUCACGGAGCCGCGUCAUGGAUCAAGUUCCUAUCAAUUGCUUUAGCCAGUAUACACCAGCCCUUUUGCGUUUGUACUACGAUGAGUUUCUUGGUCGACCCGGGUAACAAAGUUUUAGUGUGCCGUGGUAAAAAUGGAGUCUCUAACAACUUCUUAAACAUUUUGGGAGAAAAUAAAUCCAUACAAGUGGAUCAUCACGAUGCUAAAUCUCUAUGCAAGCUUCUUGUCAAUUAUGUUCCAAGUUUUGGUUCAAAUCCAACAAGGGGUUCUUUGAAGAAAAGGUUAAAAAGUACCGUAGCAAGUAGUGAUUAUACUAUAAUGUAG